Phycodurus eques (leafy seadragon) is the source of this 468-nucleotide messenger RNA. RefSeq names its product translocase of outer mitochondrial membrane 5 homolog (yeast) (gene tomm5). NCBI's taxonomy places the organism in Eukaryota, Metazoa, Chordata, Actinopteri, Syngnathiformes, Syngnathidae. The record is from RefSeq and is a predicted model, not a curated record. Gene Ontology annotation, cellular component: mitochondrial outer membrane translocase complex. The coding region runs from base 95 to 250 and encodes 51 amino acids. The transcript is spliced from 2 exons.
GGGUCGCUGUGUUUCUUUCCACGCUAAAAAAAACGGAGCAAGUUCGCGUUGAAAGCAAACCGGAGAACAAAAAUUCCGUCAAACCCCAGCUGUCAUGUUCAAACUGGAAGGACUCGGGCCUAAAAUGGACCCAGAGGAAAUGAAGAAGAAAAUGCGACAAGACGUCGUCUCAUCUUUACGAAACUUUCUUAUUUACGUCGCUCUCCUGAGAGCCACUCCUUAUGUAUUAAAGCAGCUGGACAGUAUCUAAGAAGGGCGUCUUCCCUCCAUCCCGAGGAUUUCCGACAGCAGAAGCUGUGUGGGACAUAUGUGGAGGAUGUUCAUCUUCACUAUUUGCAGGACAUUUAUUUUCAUUGUGUUCAUUAGUUGCUUGAUUUUGAUGAUAAAACCUGGUGCUCAUUUAGCAACACGUUAAAAGUAUGAAUUUCCAUGAUGUUGCCAUUAAAUGGAAGACUAUGUUGGCGUGAA